AUGGUUAAUUGGGGAUCUAACAUGAAAUGUGGUAACCAUCUUCACGUGAGAUGUAUGGCUCACAUUUUGAAUUUUAUUGUGCAAGAUGGCAUGAAAGAAGUUGGUCCAUUUAUCAAACGUGUUAGGCAAAUGGUGAAAUAUGUUAGACAAUCUCCCGCAAGGAUUAGAAAAUUUGCAGAAUGUUGUGAACUAAAAAAUAUAGAUAGUAAGAAGUCAUUAUGUUUAGAUGUUUCAACCCAGUGGAAUUCGACCUACUUGAUGUUGGAUGCUGCACAACAUUUUGAGAGUGCAUUUGAUAGGUUUUAUCUUGAAGAUGGUGGAUUGUCAACUUAUCUUGCUAAUCAUGUUUGUGAAGAUGGAAGUGUUGCAGGUGUACUUGAAAGUGAUGAUUGGCAAAAGGUGAGAAAUAUGGUAAUAUUUCUUAAAAGAUUUUAUGAUCUAACUAAGAAGGCUUCAGGUUCACUCUACGUCACUUCUAAUGGUCACUUUGAAGAUAUAAUUGAUCUUCACAAUUAUUUAAGAGAGUAUCCUCGUAACAAACUUGAGAAUGUUGGCGACGCACUUGAGAAUAUGUUUGGAGAUGAAAAGGGGAGUGAAAUAAAAGAUGAAAUGGUGACUUACAUGAAAUCUAUGUUUGAAGAGUAUGUAGCAAAAUUCUCUAAUGCAUCUCGAUGCUCAUCUUCUCUUUCUGAUUUAUCGGGUCAGACAUCGAAUACAUAUAUCUCUAACAAUAGCACAAAAUCAUCAAAUGUUAGAAAUAGAAUUCAAAUGAAGAGGAACAAACAAGAUAGUACAGGUUUGGGUGGUAAGUUGGAGUUGAAAAAGUAUCUUAGUGAAGAACUAGAGCCAAAUGAUGAUGACGAUAAUUUUGAUAUCUUGUCGUGGUGGAAAGCUCAUUCUCCUAGAUAUAAAAUUCUUUCCAAGAUGGAGUUUUUUGACUCCGAAAUUGGUGCAAGCUGUUAUUUGUCUUCAAGAUUGGCGUCGUAA
Messenger RNA from Solanum dulcamara, 987 nucleotides. Its product is annotated as zinc finger BED domain-containing protein RICESLEEPER 2-like. The record is from RefSeq and is a predicted model, not a curated record. Bases 1 to 987 code for a protein of 328 amino acids. The transcript is spliced from 3 exons. Gene Ontology annotation, molecular function: protein dimerization activity. NCBI's taxonomy places the organism in Eukaryota, Viridiplantae, Streptophyta, Magnoliopsida, Solanales, Solanaceae.